Propithecus coquereli (Coquerel's sifaka) is the source of this 1080-nucleotide messenger RNA. RefSeq lists its product as uncharacterized. Bases 1 to 1080 code for a protein of 359 amino acids. The record is from RefSeq and is a predicted model, not a curated record. Gene Ontology annotation, molecular function: structural constituent of chromatin; protein heterodimerization activity; DNA binding. The transcript has 5 exons. Gene Ontology annotation, biological process: nucleosome assembly. Gene Ontology annotation, cellular component: nucleosome. Lineage: Eukaryota; Metazoa; Chordata; Mammalia; Primates; Indriidae.
AUGUCUGGGCGUGGUAAGGGUGGUAAGGGCCUGGGCAAAGGGGGUGCUAAGCGUCACCGCAAGGUGUUGCGGGACAACAUCCAGGGCAUUACAAAACCCGCUAUCCGGCGUCUUGCUCGUCGCGGCGGAGUAAAACGUAUUUCUGGUCUUAUCUACGAAGAGACUCGCGGGGUGUUGAAGGUGUUUUUGGAGAACGUAAUCCGCGAUGCUGUCACUUACACGGAGCAUGCUAAGCGCAAGACUGUUACAGCUAUGGAUGUGGUAUAUGCGCUGAAGCGUCAGGGACGACAGACUCCAACUGCCCUGGGUGUCCGGACAGGACGUCUUUUGCUUUCUUUUAUCCCCGCCAUGGCUCGCACCAAGCAGACAGCCCGCAAGUCCACCGGUGGCAAAGCGCCUCGUAAGCAGCUCGCUACCAAGGCGGCGCGCAAGAGUGCCCCGGCUACUGGCGGCGUGAAGAAGCCCCACCGCUACCGGCCCGGAACCGUGGCUCUGCGCGAGAUCCGCCGCUACCAGAAGUCAACCGAGCUGCUGAUCCGAAAGCUGCCUUUCCAGCGCCUGGUACGGGAGAUCGCGCAGGACUUCAAGACCGACCUGCGCUUCCAGAGCUCGGCGGUGAUGGCGUUACAGGAGGCUUGUGAGGCCUACCUGGUGGGCCUGUUCGAGGACACCAACCUGUGCGCCAUCCACGCCAAGAGAGUGACCAUCAUGCCCAAAGACAUCCAGCUCGCGCGCCGCAUCCGCGGAGAGAGGGCAUUAGCUGUAGCUAUGUCUGGUCGUGGCAAAGGUGGUAAGGGUUUGGGUAAAGGAGGCGCAAAGCGCCACCGGAAAGUGCUUCGAGAUAACAUCCAGGGCAUUACCAAGCCUGCUAUUCGACGCCUGGCAAGGCGUGGCGGUGUCAAGCGCAUCUCUGGUUUGAUCUACGAGGAGACGCGUGGGGUCCUUAAAGUUUUCCUGGAGAACGUGAUUCGGGACGCCGUCACUUACACCGAACACGCCAAGCGUAAGACAGUCACGGCCAUGGAUGUGGUCUAUGCUCUCAAGCGCCAAGGGCGCACUCUCUAUGGUUUCGGUGGCUGA